UCAGACCGUAAACAAUUGUGAUCUUCCUCGGCAUUACGCAAAUAAACCAUGUGCCCUUCCCCACCCAAACCCUUCCACUUCCACGGACCAAGAACUAGUCGUAUAUAUCAACAAUGAGGACAUGAUUUUUGAAGGCGGGCAGCUUUUCUCCAUUACUUUGUUUUUAUUCUCCCUGCAGAGCAUCUCCCUGUACGAAAGAAAAACCCCACACCCUCACCCUCACUCACAUCCACCACCUAUCCCUAUGCUGAGUUUUAAGUACAAAGGCUUGAUUUUUCAAGCCUUGUAUUUAGUGUUGGUUGAAUAUGCUGCCUCACAGCUCGUACGCAAUAAUUUCACUACCAGCAGCAGCAUUACUAGAAGUAGAGAGGUGCUAGCCGCGGGUGGUUGCAAUCUGUUUCAAGGCAGAUGGGUUGUGGAUCCUUCAUAUCCUCUCUAUGAAUCCUCAAGCUGCCCCUUCAUAGACCCGGAAUUUGAUUGCAUAAAGUAUGGCCGCCCUGAUAAACAGUAUCUCAAGUUUUCUUGGAAACCAGACUCCUGCGACUUGCCCAGGUUUAAUGGGGUGGAUUUUCUGAAGAGAUGGAGUGGGAAGAAGAUAAUGUUUGUGGGCGACUCACUGAGUUUGAAUCAGUGGGAGUCUCUUGCCUGUAUGAUUCAUGCUUCUGUCCCCAACUCUAAGACCAGCUACGUGAGACAGGAGUCGCUUUCGUCCGUGACAUUCCAGGAUUACGGAGUUACCCUACUACUCUACCGAUCGCCGUACUUGGUAGAUAUAACAAGAGAAAGCAUUGGGAGAGUAUUGAAGUUGGACUCGAUUCAGCAAGGCAAUGCAUGGAGAGGAAUGGACAUGCUCGUAUUUAAUACGUGGCAUUGGUGGACUCACAAAGGAAAAGCCCAAUCAUGGGACUAUAUCCAAGAUGGCUCCACCAUAUCUAAAGACAUGAACCGUCUUGUGGCAUUUUACAAAGGCUUAACAACAUGGGCUCGAUGGGUUGAACUUAAUGUCGAUCCUACAAAAACCAAAGUCUUCUUCCAGGGGAUUUCUCCUACUCACUAUCAGGGUAGGGACUGGAAAUCAGCAUCAGGGAACUGCAACGGUGAGCAACAGCCAUUAACAGGGUCAACAUAUCCAGCAGGGACACCGCCGGAGGUUCAGGUUGUUAAUAAAGUAUUAAGCAGGAUUAAGAAACCUGUGUAUUUGCUCGACAUAACAACUCUGUCCCAGUUAAGAAAAGAUGCUCAUCCAUCUGCUUACAGUGGUGAUCAUUCUGGGGUGGAUUGCAGCCAUUGGUGCCUCCCUGGGUUGCCAGAUACCUGGAACCAGCUGCUCUAUGCAGCUCUUGUGAUGUGAUUCGAGUCAUAGCAAGAUUGGGUUUAUAUUUGUUGUCUAUAAUUGUUUUUAAUUUAUUUCAAUCCUUUUUACUGUAGACUCACUGUAAUACUAAGAAAUCACAUAUGAUUAGUUGUGAGUUGGAGCAAUAAGGAAGAUGAUGAUUCAACUGUAAAAUAAUCAAGGUCAUUGAAUUUAUUUGAUUGUGGGAGAAAGCAGAUAAUGUA
Messenger RNA from Sesamum indicum (sesame), 1557 nucleotides. It is a transcript of the gene TBL38, whose product is annotated as TRICHOME BIREFRINGENCE-LIKE 38. Lineage: Eukaryota; Viridiplantae; Streptophyta; Magnoliopsida; Lamiales; Pedaliaceae. Gene Ontology annotation, cellular component: Golgi apparatus. Gene Ontology annotation, molecular function: O-acetyltransferase activity. The record is from RefSeq and is a predicted model, not a curated record.